Messenger RNA from Entrophospora sp. SA101, 1602 nucleotides. Lineage: Eukaryota; Fungi; Glomeromycota; Glomeromycetes; Entrophosporales; Entrophosporaceae. The record is from the annotation of a GenBank genome assembly.
AUGUCUGCUACAUUGGGUACUUUUAAAAUACCAGAAAUUCUUAAUGAACCAAUGAAAAACUAUGAAAUUGGUAGUAAUGAUCGAAUUAAACUUCUUGAUGCUUUAAAAGAAUUAAGAGCUCAAGCUCCAAUAGACAUUCCUGUUUUAGUGAAUGGUAAAAAGUAUUAUACUGGUAAAAUACAAGAACAAAGAAUUCCAUCAGACCAUGCAGUUGUACUAGCAAAAGCUCAUGAAGCUGAUCCAAAUAUCAUAAAUGAAGCAAUCGAGGGAGCACUGAUAGCUAAAAAAAAUUGGGAAACUUUACCAUUUAGCGAUAGAUCUGCUAUAUUCUUAAAAGCUGCUGAUUUAGUUGCUAAUAAAUAUCGGUUUAAAUUGAUGGCUGCCACAAUGCUUGGUCAGGCAGAAAUAGACGCUUCUGCGGAACUAGUAGACUUUUGGAAAUUUAAUUGUCAAUAUGCGCAGGAUAUAUAUCAACAACAACCGCCUAGAAAUGCAUCUGGAACUUGGAACAGAGUUGAGUAUCGACCACUGGAAGGAUUUGUUUAUGCAAUCACACCAUUCAAUUUCACAGCAAUUGGUGGUAAUUUACCAGGAGCACCAGCUCUAAUGGGUAAUGUUGUACUCUUGAAACCUUCACCUUUUGCCACUCUAUCAAAUUGGAUAGUUUUGGAAAUACUCAGAGAAGCAGGACUUCCAGAUGGUGUGAUACAAUGGAUUCCUGGUCCAGCUGUCGAGAUCACUCAACAAAUAUUGAAGUCACCUGAAUUUGCAUCGUUACAUUUCACUGGAUCAACUUCUGUAUUUAAACAGUUGUGGAAAGAUAUUGGUAAUAAUAUUGAUAUUUAUAAAUCAUAUCCAAGAAUUGUUGGCGAGACUGGUGGGAAGAAUUAUCAUAUGGUACAUGAGUCUGCUGAUGUGUCGAAUGCUGUCAAUCAGACAAUUCGUGCUGCUUUUGAAUACUCAGGCCAAAAAUGUUCAGCUUGCUCUCGUGCUUACGUACCUGACUCAAUAUGGGAACAGUUUAGUAAAUUGUUAUUGCAACAAAUUAAUAAAAUUAAAGUUGGACCUGUUGAAGACUUUACCAACUUUAUGGGUGCUGUUAUCCAUAAAGGUUCUUUUGAAAAGAUUAAAAAUUAUAUUGAAUGGGCAAAACAAGAUCCAGACAGUAAUAUUAUAGCAGGUGGAACCUAUAAUGAUUCAAAAGGUUAUUUCAUUCAACCAACAGUAAUAGUCACCAAAAAUCCAAAAAGUCGAACUAUAGCUGAAGAAAUUUUUGGAUAUAAAUCAGAUGAAUUUGAAAAGACACUUGAUUUGGCAAAUGAAACAUCCGGUUAUGCAUUAACAGGAGCAAUUUUUGCACAAGAUCGUUCAGUAAUUGUGAAGGCAGAAAACAAAUUACGAUACGCAUCUGGUAAUUUCUAUAUUAAUGAUAAAUCUACUGGUGCUAUAGUAGGUCAACAACCUUUUGGUGGCGCACGUGCAUCUGGAACAAAUGAUAAAGCCGGAAGUCAUACUUUGUUGUAUCGAUUUCUUUCAAUGCGUACUAUCAAAGAAAAUUUCAUCAAUAUUGAAGAUUUUACUUACCCAUCAAAUCUUACUUGA